This is a messenger RNA of Suillus subaureus, 749 nucleotides long. RefSeq lists its product as uncharacterized. The annotation marks the transcript as partial. The record is from RefSeq and is a predicted model, not a curated record. The transcript is spliced from 3 exons. Lineage: Eukaryota; Fungi; Basidiomycota; Agaricomycetes; Boletales; Suillaceae.
AAGGGGAGUUAGGUGGAGAUCUCAGCUAGCUCGCGAUUUCCUUAACAAACCGACCCUGAAGAACAGUUCACGAUGAUAUAUCCGCACGGCAUCUGAACACCAUGCGUCCUACUCCCAACUUUCGUUCCCCAGCGCCUGAGAAAGUUCCUUCAAGUGUGCCUUACACGCUGCCAGACGAUCACGAUGAUCAGGAUGAACGACACUGGGUGAUAAACACCAUCCGCCACAAAUGCACAGCAUCAUAUCUGACCCCCAAGCGACUCGAGUACCACCGCAGUUCUUCAUUCUGCGAUAGCGGUUAUCGCUUUCAUCUAACGGCGGCAAUAACGUCACGGGCGCAGCAAACGCGGAUGACUUUUGAUGCCCAGGUUAAUAAGCUGGUCCGAGUUGUUGAGUGUCACAGGUGUUGGCUAGCUGAUGGAGUUAGGUUCCAACUAGCGUCAUCAUCUACUGUACAUGACCGGCGCUGGCGAAACCCUAAUCACCACUCGAACGGGAAAGCUACCAGCUCGAAGUGUGAUUUCUCACAGCUUGGGGAGCCGUAACUGUAGUAAGUGCAGUUGUCCGUUGGGCCAUGCGACAUUAUCGUCAAAUAGAAUCCCAAGAUGAUCGAUGACAGCUCAGGCAGCUGUCUGUGGCAGUGGCGAGUGCCGGAAUGGGCCGCCGGGUGCAUGCAGCAUACAUGACCGAGUCGUUGCGGAGAAACGUUUGCUAGCUGAACCGGAUUGACACGUUAUUUGACCCCCUAC